This is a messenger RNA of Zingiber officinale, 858 nucleotides long. RefSeq names its product AT-hook motif nuclear-localized protein 23-like. The transcript has a single exon. Bases 1 to 858 code for a protein of 285 amino acids. Gene Ontology annotation, cellular component: nucleus. Gene Ontology annotation, molecular function: DNA-binding transcription factor activity; minor groove of adenine-thymine-rich DNA binding. The record is from RefSeq and is a predicted model, not a curated record. NCBI's taxonomy places the organism in Eukaryota, Viridiplantae, Streptophyta, Magnoliopsida, Zingiberales, Zingiberaceae.
AUGGCCGGUUCAUCGCGCGCUCCCGGCGUCAUGAUCGGCCUCUCCCAGCCCGCCUCCGACGGCGACGACGACGAUGUCACGUCAUGGCCGCGGGCGGUGGCCCCGGACGAGACCUCCCCCGGGUCGUCCGCCGUUCGGAAGCCCCGAGGUCGCCCUCCGGGCUCAAAGAAUAAGCCCAAGCAGCCGAUGGCGGUCUCCAGGGGCAGAGCGUCGCCCUUGCACCCCGUGGUCCUCCAGUUCGACGGCGGCUUCGACAUCGUCUCCGGCUUGUCCGAUUACGUCCGCCGCAACCGCGUGGGCGUCUCCGUCCUCAGCGCCUCCGGCGUCGUGUCCGGCGUCUCGCUGCGCCAUGCUUCGGUAGCGGUAGCCCACGGCCUCCAGGCCGUCUUCACCCUGCAGGGGCGCUUCGACAUACUCUCCCUCUCCGGCACGCUGUUCCCUCCGUCGGCCACGGCGUUCCCUCCAGGGCAUUUCUUCUCCGGCACGCUAUUCCCUCCGGGAGUGCCGCAGCCUCCGCCGCUGACGGUUUCGCUGGCAAGUUCUCGCGGGCAGGUGAUCGCCGGGGCCAUGAUGGGAUCGAUGUCGGCGGCGGGACCCGUACUCAUUAUGGCUGCCACAUUCUCCAACCCGGAGUUCCUCCGGCUCCCCAUCUCCGACGACGACAACGAGGCGGCAGUCGUGGACGACGACGACAGCGGCGCAGAUCCAGUGACUCCCCUGGCAACGUCUUUGCCCUCCAACCUUCCCGAUCUCAACGCCUUACCCGUACGACUAUCUCGCAACAGCAUCGUCUCCCUGGCUCAACCCUCCUCCGUCCGGCCUCCGCCGCACGCCCACCCUCCGCCGCCCCGUUAUUAA